UCGUCGUUGAAGCAGUUUCUCCUUCUGCGUUAUUUUAUUCUGUGCCGCUCCCUUCGGGAUUGUCUCUCCAUUCAGCCUCCGUCAGUUCUUUCACUCACUAAGUUUACUCUAUUUUUAGCCAAUGUUAGUGUUUUCAGAGUUCAGUGAUCUAUAAUUUCAAUUUUCAUAGUUUUUACGCUAUUAAGAAAUAUCAGUAUCCACAGUAAGUACAGUUCUAAUUUAACAUUCAAUUUAAUUUAAUGGUGUAGGUAACAUGAUGAUAUAGAGUUUUUUCAACAAAUAAUUAAACUUUAUUUCAGAGAAUGGGAUUGCCUCAGUUAGAGACGUGUUGCUUCGUAUUUGAUUUGAAAACAGGAAACAUUAUAUUAGGAGGUGUCAAUGCGUUGGGUUCAUUCAUUCUCACGAUCAUAAUGAUUGUGAUGGCAGUGGUUGUGGGGCAGAUCGAGGAGACAGGGGAUAUUGACAUCGACGCUCCCGUCACCGGCCUUUACGUGAUGUGCAUCCUGCUCACCCUUAUGUUCCUAGUUCGGUUCCUGUUCGACCUCUACUUCAUAUACGGAGUUAUUAUAGAAAGAGCCUCGAUCAUCAAGGCAUAUUUCAUCGUAUGGAUAGUCAUCUUCAUCAUGAGCUCAUCAAUUUUCUUCCUCAACAUCGAGUCCUUCAACGCUGGCACUAUUUGCACUGAAUUAUUCUAUUUGGGAGUAAACGUGUACACCAUUCUAUUGAGCCACAGUUUCUACAAGCAACUAAACAGCCGCGAAGAAGUUUAAAAAUAGAUAUCAAAAAUAUGUAUCAUCCUCUAGAACCUGAUUAAGAUCUUUAUUUUGCAAAACCAUUAUGCUAAUGAAUGAAGAGUAAAUAUCUUAGAUAGGUACUUGCUUGAACGCUGUAAUAAGUAAACUAUACCUCAGAACCUGCAGUUGCCAACUAGGUAUGGAAUGUUAGCGAGAAUAACUUUAAAAAAAAACAACAUCUAUAAAACGUGCCAAAAAAAAAAACAAAAUUUAUAGAUGUUGUUACGCCGUUGUGCAUUAUUGUUUUUGUCUGUCUACUUCUAUUUAUUUGUUAUGUAAGUACAGUAAAGAAUUUACAAACAAAUAAUGUUUUUAAAUUCUCUAUCUUUAAAAUGUUUAAUCAUUUAUUAGUCAAUGAGACAGGGGAAUGUAUUAUUGAAUCAAAUAAAGAAUUUAUUGAAUUGCAACUUGAAAUAUACAUACCUACAUACCAUAAGUAUUCUGAGAUUCCAAAAUAUGUUGGUCUGCUUAUUAUAUACAUAUGUAUAAAGUCAAAGCAUAAUAACAGCGCCAAGUAAAGCUUUUUUGAUUAUUAGAAAAAAUUGUUCUUUAAUGAAAUUUGGCAGGCAAUGAAACUAGACAAAUAAUAUGGCAUUAAAACUAUUAAUUUAUUUCAACAACUAAAAAGGAAUAAAAGUUAUAUAAACUAUUAAGUUUACAAUUAGUUAUACAAAAUUACGUUUAAAAACAAAAAAUAUACUUAUGUUUAAGUACUAAAAAUAAAUGAAGAUGAUGAUAGAAUAACAAUUUUGAUUACGUAUAUCUGCCCUCUUUUCCUAAGGUUUAGGCAGCCACGAUCCUUGCAUACCUUCUACAUUGAUCUUAAUAUAUUCAUCACUUUUUUAUGCAAGCUCGGUUUAAGUUACUUUUUUCGCAAUUCUAGUUUCUGUAUAGUUUUUAAGUUAGGGCACCCUGGUGCAUUAGUUUUUAUAGUCUAUUCUUUAUUCUCCAUUAAAGCAAUCUUUUUUUUAUUAACUCAGAAGUUGUGCUUUAAACGUUACUCGUAAUACCUAACUUACAAAACUGUCAAUCUGUUACUCACCAAGUUAAUACACAGAAAACUUGUAAAAUAUACAUAAUAUUCAGACUUCUAUAAAAUGUAAUCUCUUCU
Messenger RNA from Amyelois transitella, 1905 nucleotides. RefSeq lists its product as uncharacterized. Bases 303 to 770 code for a protein of 155 amino acids. The transcript has 4 exons. Lineage: Eukaryota; Metazoa; Arthropoda; Insecta; Lepidoptera; Pyralidae. The record is from RefSeq and is a predicted model, not a curated record.